GUCUCGAUAACAUCACAGCAAUUUCAUCAAAGCAACCCCCAAGCUUCGUGUUUUCUCCUAUAUCUUUCCUGUACAUUAACAACCUCCCCUCAGUCUCUUCUUCUUCUACUACUACACACAGCCACCAACACAGCAAUGGCUUCGUCAAAUAUCAACACUGAGGGCAUCAACUACGAGGGCAAGAUCCGCCGCAACCUGUCGCCGUCGCAGCUGUACGAGGAUGCGCUGCGCUACGAGCCCGGCACUGCCAUCUCGUCGUCGGGCGCGCUGAUUGCCGAGUCGGGCAAGAAGACGGGCCGCUCGCCCAAGGACAAGCGUGUUGUCGAGGAGGCAUCCACGGUCGACGACGUGUGGUGGGGCCCGGUCAACAAGAAGCUGUCGGAGGAGUCGUUCGCCAUCAACUACGAGCGCGCAGCCGACUACCUCAACACGCGCGAGCGCCUGUACGUGUUUGACGGAUUCGCCGGGUGGGACCCCAAGUACCGCAUCAAGGUGCGUGUUGUGUGCGCGCGCGCCUACCAUGCGCUGUUCAUGAACAACAUGCUGAUCCGGCCGACCGCCGAGGAGCUGGAGAACUUUGGCGAGCCCGACUUCACCAUCGUCAACGCGGGCCAGUUCCCGGCCAACAAGUUCACCAAGGGCAUGACCAGCAGCACCAGCGUGUCGAUCAGCUUCGAGCGCAAGCAGAUGGUGAUUCUGGGCACCGAGUACGCGGGCGAGAUGAAGAAGGGUGUGUUCACGGUGAUGCACUACCUGAUGCCCAAGGCUGGCGUGCUGUCGCUGCACUCGUCGUGCAAUGAGGGCCCCGCCGGCGACGUGUCGCUGUUCUUUGGCCUGUCGGGCACCGGCAAGACGACGCUGUCGGCGGACCCGCAGCGCCCGCUCAUCGGCGACGACGAGCACGUGUGGACCGAGAGCGGCGUGUUCAACAUCGAGGGCGGCUGCUACGCCAAGACCAUCGACCUGUCGGCCGAGAAGGAGCCCGAGAUCUUCAACGCGAUCCGCUUCGGCUCGGUGCUGGAGAACGUCAUCUACGACCGCAACACGCGCGUGGUGGACUACACCGACAAGACGAUCACCGAGAACACGCGCUGCGCGUACCCGAUCGAGUACAUCCCGAACGCCAAGAUCCCGUGCGUGGGCGGCAACCCCAAGAACAUUGUGCUGCUGACCUGCGACGCGUUCGGCGUGCUGCCGCCGGUGGCCAAGCUGACGCCUGCGCAGGCCAUGUACCACUUCAUCUCGGGCUACACCGCCAAGAUCGCCGGUACCGAGGAGGGAGUGACCGAGCCCGAGGCCACGUUCUCGGCGUGCUUCGGCCAGCCGUUCCUGGUGUGGCACCCGGUCAAGUACGCGCAGAUGCUGGCGCAGAAGAUGCAGGAGCACAACGUCAACGUGUGGCUGGUCAACACCGGCUGGAACGGCGGUGCCUACGGCAUCGGCAAGCGCAUCUCGCUCAAGUACUCGCGCGCCAUCAUCGACGCCAUCCACUCGGGUGAGCUCGAGCAGGCCGAGUACACCAACUACGGCGUGUUCAACCUGCAGAUCCCGACUGCGGUGCCCAACGUGCCGGCCAAGGUGCUGGACCCGUCGCAGGCCUGGGAGGGCUCCCCCGAGGAGUUCCAGGAGACCAUCGGCAAGCUGGCGCGCCUGUUCCAGUCCAACUUCAAGGAGUACGCCGACAAGGCCACCCCCGAGAUCAUUGCCGCGGGCCCCCAGCUCUAAGCACCACCACCACCACCCCUUAGACCCACUAUCUUAAUCCCCCUGUGAAUUUUUCUCUUUCGUCUCCUUUUCUUCAGUCAAAUCAUAUCUCUCAACCACACACUCCUCGCACCGCCGGUUGCAGCAAUGUCUCGUUUAGGAAAGGCUGCCGGAGCCAGUGGAACGGGCCAGACCGGAACGACACAGCCGUAGCGCCCCUGAGCUCGGUG
Molecule: messenger RNA, 1934 nt
Organism: Linderina pennispora
Lineage: Eukaryota; Fungi; Kickxellomycota; Kickxellomycetes; Kickxellales; Kickxellaceae
Product: ATP-utilizing phosphoenolpyruvate carboxykinase
Exons: 1
Coding region: 136-1725 (529 amino acids)
Biological process (GO): gluconeogenesis
Cellular component (GO): cytosol
Molecular function (GO): ATP binding; phosphoenolpyruvate carboxykinase (ATP) activity
Source: RefSeq, a predicted model, not a curated record